Messenger RNA from Vigna angularis (adzuki bean), 1687 nucleotides. RefSeq names its product zinc finger CCCH domain-containing protein 15. The record is from RefSeq and is a predicted model, not a curated record. Gene Ontology annotation, molecular function: metal ion binding; mRNA binding. The transcript has 3 exons. The coding region runs from base 16 to 1254 and encodes 412 amino acids. NCBI's taxonomy places the organism in Eukaryota, Viridiplantae, Streptophyta, Magnoliopsida, Fabales, Fabaceae.
UCUUUCUUUCUUUCCAUGGCACCAAACACACUCGCCUCAACCAUUACUACUAUAAAAUCUCUUCUUCCACUUCUCUCUCUCUCUCUCAAAUCGCUUUCUCUUUCUAAAAUCUCCUCAGUCCUCGACAGAAGCUCAAGCAAACAGCGAGAAUCGAGAAAAAUGCUUAAUAAGGACGCUUGCUCUCCCUCCUCCAAUGGCGGAUUCGGCCCCGCUGCCGUCUCUGGUCAAUUGCCGUCAAACGGAGGCUACGGUUCGCUGUACUCAGCUCUGUCGAACGAUAACCUUCCUUCGCUCUCCGCGAACUGCAGCAACGGAGGCGGCGUUUCGCUGUACCCGUACUCCGACUCAACAACUCAGUAUGACUCGUGCGUGAUUCAGAAGCACCAGGACAUGGUGAACCGUCAAAGCAUGUGCCUGAAUCGCCUGGUGGAGACUUCCAAAGAGGUGGAUGCUCUGAGGCAGGAGAACGGUCAGCUCCGGGCAGCAAACAAGGAGCUGCAGAAGCAGCUGCACCUCGUCAUCCAGGCUUCGCUGGAGAGUCAGUACGCCGCCGCCGGCAGUGGCUCCUCCGGCCAGACUCAACCGACGCUGUUCGACGUCUUGCAUGGCUUCCGCAGCCUCCACAUUGGGGAAGGCAAAGAGAAUUAUGCCGAUUGGAAUAACAACAAUAAUCAUAAUCACAACAAUAUUUUGAAUAAUAAUAAUAACAAGGACCUGCAGGAAGCGUCGGACGAGAGUCCAACGAGCGUGAUGGAGAAUAACGUGGUGGAGGUUGAGAGAUUCUCGCUCCCUAAGAGCAUAUCUGUGAGGUCCAAUGGCUACUUGAAGAUGGCUCAGUCUGCUGCUCUUGCCACCAAUAAUAAUGUAACUCGCAAUAAAGGUGCCACUCGCCCACGCGCCACCGCAACUCCACCUGAAGCCGUUCAGAAGGUGUAUGUGCGGGGAGGGCAGAAAGAGGAAGAGCCUCUGGAAAUGGUAGUGUAUAACCAAGGGAUGUUCAAAACUGAGCUGUGUAAUAAGUGGCAGGAAACUGGUACAUGCCCAUACGGAGACCACUGCCAAUUUGCUCACGGUAUUGGGGAGCUUCGCCCAGUCAUCCGCCACCCACGCUACAAAACUGAGGUCUGCAGGAUGGUCCUUGCGGGGGUUGUGUGCCCAUAUGGCCAUAGAUGCCAUUUCCGCCAUGCACUCACUGAACAAGAGAAAGCUGUCGUAUCACAGCCUAAGCCCAGAACAAUGAAGCUGGAAAGAUAAGAGUCCGUAUGCUGGAGUAAACGUAAAUGGUACAUAAUAUUCUUCAUUGUGUAAUUACAAACAUGGACAACUACCACCUAAAAAAUAAUAUUGCUUUUCUAAUGAAUUGGAAAAGUAAGGGUAAAAUACAAAUACAAAAUAGGAGGUUUGCCAAUAUCUAGAGCAGGAUUGUUGGGGAGAAUGUGGUUAGUAGUCGUCGUGCCUUUCAUAUUUUUUUUUCUCCCGUCACAUUUUGAUUUUUGAGAGUUACAUUCAUAAUACGUCAGAUGAUCCGAUCCAACCAACCAUUAGAAAGUAUUCUUUGUAAUGAUACUACUUUUCUUUUCUUUUUUUGCUUUUUUGGGUACUUUUGCAAUGAUACCAUUUGAUACUUUGCAAAGAAAGCAAUUUCUCAUCGCGGUUGUAAUAUAUUUCUAGUGUAGUCUAUUUCUUA